CUCAUUAUUAAUGUAAUUGUAAUAGAAUCGACAAUAUCUCUCUCUCUCUCUUCUCUCUCAAUUCAAAACUAUGGAGAUCAACGGCGAUCAACCGCCGCUGAUCUGGCCGCAAUUUGAAUCUACUGGCUAUACUCGCCGGCGAUCACCGGUUCCGACGAUGUUAGUUCCUGCGAUGAUCGGAGUGAUCUCAGCGGCUAUGUUUCUUCUCUUUACGACCUUCGUCGUCCCUCCGUUUAUCUCCGUCACAUCUCAGAUUCUUCAGCCAGCUUCGGUGAAGAGAGGAUGGGACUCCAUCAACGUGGUUGUAGUACUUUUCGCGACCAUCUGCGGCGUACUCGCCAGACGAAACGACGACGUAUCGCCUUCUUCGUAUUCACACAGCGAAGAAGAAGAACAAGGAGGAGCUGUGAUAGGUGAUGACGUGUACGACGCUGAUAGGCUCAAGAUCUACGAGAGCUUGAGUAGGUUACCGGUUACCGGAGGUUUACCGUUGAGGCGUAGUAGCAGCUCGUAUCCUGAUCUGAGGAAUGGAGUUUUCAGGGAAACCGCUGAUCGCCGGUUCCGGUUCUACGACGAUCUUGGAAUCGACAAGUACCGAUGGGAAUCAACGGUGGUGAUUGACGAACAGUUUCGGAGUGUUUCUAAAACUGAAAUCGAAGAAUCUGAGCCUAAGGAAGUAACGGUUGAUAAGUUCGUUGUAAGACCGUCUUCUCCUCCGCCACUUCGAAGGACUCAUCGUUCUGUUAGAAACAGAGAUAUGAAAGAAAGGUCGAAACGCAGUGACAUUAAUUCUGAUUCCACCAGAUUUAAACGAACGCUUCGACCACCGCCGCCACCACCUCCGCCGCCACCGCCUCCUCCGCCGCUGAGGAAGCAGGGGACUCUUCAGAGAAGAAAGAGCAAUGCGGCGAAAGAGAUUAAAAUGGUGUUCGCUUCUUUGUAUAAUCAAGGAAAGAGGAAGAAACUUCAGAAACUAAAGAGAAGAGAAAAAAGAGAAUCGCCGGCGGCGGUGGAGAUGGAACCACCGCAAUACAGAUCGACAUUUCAACCACCGUCUCUGCCGCCACCUCCACCGCCUCCUCCGCCUCCGCGUUCGUCGCAGUCAGUGUUCUACGGAUUGUUUAAAAAGGGAGUUAAGAGCAAAAAGAUCCACUCCAUUCCGGCGCCGCCUCCACCUCCUCCGCCGAGGAAGAUUCAGUUGGAUCCUCAGACACCAUCACGGAGAGUUAACUACGGUAGACCUCCGCGUCAACCAAAGCAGGCAAAUUUAAACGAAGAGAGCUACCAAGAACCGCCGUUAACUCAAACCACACCACCUCCGCCUCCACCGCCUCCGUUUAGGGUUCCGCCGCUGAAGUUCGUGGUGAGUGGUGAUUUUGCGAAGAUACGGAGCAAUCAGAGCUCUAGAUGCAACUCCCCUGACCGAGAAGUGAUCGACCUAGGUUGGGGUCUAGAACUCACACAAUCUGAUGGCGGGGAGGACAACAACGUCGCCGUGAAUGGUGGCGGCGGCGGGACGGGGUUCUUCUGUCCAAGCCCGGACGUUAACACGAAAGCGGACAACUUCAUCGCCAGGCUCAGAGACGAGUGGAGGCUCGAUAAGGUCAACUCCGUCAAGAGGAGAAGAAGCAUGAGUUCUGUCUAGGGUUCCAUAUAAGGCAUACUUUGCAAAUUAAAGGUUUCGUGGCAUGCAAGUAACGCAUAAAGCACGGUCGUACAACAUCUUCAAGCAAGCAAGUGGGUAAACACUUGUUGUCGGAGAUGGUUUAUAUGUAUUGGAGAAUUCGUUGUGACUCUAAUCACUCGAAUUUGAAGUUACCGGUAAUAUUGGUAUUACCGGUAAAGUAAAUCGGCUAGAACCGGCUGAUAUUUUUUAAGUUAAACCGGUUGUGUGACUUUUGUUUGGUUUGAGUUCCCCGAUAUAAAGUUGAUUAUAAAUUGGUGGUGUUCGACAUGUUUGUAGUUGGUAUUGAUGAAUGUAUGGCCCGUGAGAUGGAAGUACAGUUGUGGGCUCUUAUUUUUCUUUUUUUUGCAAAGAUUGUUUUGACAAACAGAUACAUGCAUUUUGGUUUUUAGAUAUCUUUUAUUUGUGUAAUGAGCAAAAGUCUUGAUUGGUCAAGAAUUAGAAAAAGCUUUCUUUCACUGAUCUUUAGUAAAAGGAUGAACAAGAUAUACAGGGAAGUUGGCGACAGAUCACAGGAACCUCUUUGGCAUUGACGCAUUGUCCACAGUCGUCGUCGUUGUUUGCCUUCUGGAUGGGGCCUCCGUUAACCGUUUUCCACAACAUCUAUAUCUUAAGCUUCGAUAAUUUUUAUGCACAAUGCAUAUAUGUUAGGACUUAGGAGUUAGGAAGGACCCCAAGUGCUCUAAGAGCAUCUUUAACGCGGGUCUUUGACCCCGUAUCUAAUGUUAUUAGAAUUAAAAAAAAAUGGAAAUUAGCUUUAAUGGGAAGGGACGUAUCUUAUUUAGGUAUUACAAGAGACCGUCUUUUGAGACAUGUGUAGCUCAUUCGUGUCUCUCUAUGUCUCUCUCCCUUCCUCGACAUCUCCGUUCUUUCUUCAUCCUCGAUUCAGCAAUGGUAGAACAGAUGAAAUCUUCCUCUUUCCGACUCCCCCGACACCCUCUUUGUCCUUCUCCACUGCCUCUUCGAUUCCUCCGCCGAUCCUAAACCCCUGUGAAACGAGAAUCAACGCGUCUCCUCUCCUUCAACAUCAACGGGUCUUCGAUGGUGGGGCUCUUUGUUAAGCCUUUGUUCGAAGCUAUGGUGGAGCAGAACAAAAGCUUGCAGUCUGGUGCUGCUAUUAGUAUGGGGAAGAUGGUUAAUUCAGCAACGGGGCCUCCCGUUGUGGCUUUUCAGAAGUUGUGCCCUAGAAUCUGUAAGCUUUUGAAUAGCCCUAAUUAUAUUACUAAGGCUUCUCUCUUACCUGUGGUUGGAAGCUUGUCUCAGGUUUGUGCAGUGCGGCUUAUAGUUUUAAUUUGUGUAGCAUUAGACAGUAGACAAGCUAUGUUAUGGUCUUAAUUGCUAGAGGAAUGAGGUGAAAGUAGAUUGGUGUUCAAUGUCUGCUUUUUUUAUUUGUCUUGAUGUUAGUUGUAUGUUUAAUCCAUAGAACAAGCUGCAGAAUCUGGCUGGGCAGCGUUCUGAUGUGCUUGAGAAUCUGUCUCCUAUAGUGAGAGCUCGUGUUGAUGCCUUGAAGGAUAUACAGAGCCAACACAUGAACUUGUCUUUUCUGGCUUCUUUCUCGCAUGGUCCUUCAGAUGCGUGGAACCAUCUGCCCUACUCAGAACUGGGAUGUCAUUAAAGUCAUGGAGCAUAUGGGAUCAUGGACAACAAGCUCAGUGCACCAGAGGUUUGAUCAAUGAUUCUUGAUUGGGAAGUAAGUUAAUUUGGUUGUUUCUUAAAUGUGAAUUCUGAUACGUGAAGCUGCUUGUAUGGGUUCGUUUCUUAGUUCCAUGAGUGUCUCCUAUGUCGAUUUUUUGUUCGUUACGGUAGAACGCUGAUCACUUUUUCUUUAGGUACUUUGGUUUGUAGAGUCUUGAAUCAUGUGCUCUUUGGUCAAUGUGAACUCCACGAUACGCGAAGCUGCUUGUAUGGUUUCUUUUCUAGUCUGGUUGUGAAAGAGUGGAGCAUUGGGAGCAUCCUUGCAACGGACAUGAAGCCUUUUUUUCUAGUCUGGUUGUGUUUGUUCUUAUGUGUCACUUGUUUUGUUGUGUCAAUUUUUUUUUAAGAACCCUUUGUUAAAACUCUUGCAAUGGACCACUUAAAUGUUUGGAUU
This is a messenger RNA of Brassica napus (rape), 3773 nucleotides long. Its product is annotated as formin-like protein 3. Bases 71 to 1645 code for a protein of 524 amino acids. The record is from RefSeq and is a predicted model, not a curated record. The transcript has 3 exons. NCBI's taxonomy places the organism in Eukaryota, Viridiplantae, Streptophyta, Magnoliopsida, Brassicales, Brassicaceae.